Messenger RNA from Paramacrobiotus metropolitanus, 1229 nucleotides. RefSeq lists its product as uncharacterized. The transcript is spliced from 5 exons. NCBI's taxonomy places the organism in Eukaryota, Metazoa, Tardigrada, Eutardigrada, Parachela, Macrobiotidae. Bases 160 to 909 code for a protein of 249 amino acids. The record is from RefSeq and is a predicted model, not a curated record.
UAAACCUGCAAAACUGUGUUUGCACUCUAGAUUUCCGAAGAUUUCUGAAUUACCGAUACAUUCGUUUAGUGAUUGAAAGUGAGCAAUUCUGACUGUGACCUUUCGAUAUAUUACAGUAGUGUUUGCGAUAAGCUACGUUGUAACAUUUAAAGUAUCACCAUGUCGAAGACUGAAAGCCACUCAACGCGCGCUAAUCAGGAUCGCGAUCGUGGAGAUGAAGACUCUGGUCGUCAGAAGUCGGGAUCCCAUCACGAAAAGUCUGGCCAGCACGAUGGACGUCGUGACUUCAAUCCUGAGGAUCAUCCGCGUGACGAAAGCGGCCAUUUCGUGAAGAAAGACGAAGCAGAGAACGAAGGACGCAACAGCGGCCAACAUGGCGGAAAGUCUGGAUCUGGAUCUCCGCAAGGAAAAUCCGGCCACCAUGAUGGACGUCACGACUUCAAUCCAGAGGACCAUCCACGCGACGAAAGUGGCCACUUCGUGAAGAAGGACGAUGCGGAGAACACAGGACGCCAGACUGGUCAGCAUGACGGAAAGUCUAAAUCUGGACAUGGCGGACAGGAGCGCUCGGGACAGCGCGAUCGCGACGAUCGUCAGGAUAGCGAUUCUCAGGAUCGUCCACGCGAUGAUUCAGGCAAGUUCGUCAGCAAGGACGAAGAAGGCAAGGGAAAGAGCCGCUCCACUGGUCACAGCGGAAAGAGUCGUGAAAACGACGACAUGGACGAUGAUGAUGACGAUGAGCGUGGCAAAGGUUCCGGCAAAGGCGGAAAGACUUCGGCACGUGGCAAGGAAGAAGGUGGUCAGGUCGAUCGUGAGACGGCCCGUGAAGAGCUGAGCGCCGCUGCAAAGCACUUCGCGGAGACUAUGCCACGCGAUGAUCAGGGUCGUUUCGUCAGCGAGAAGAAGUAAUGAUGAUCGGAGUGAGCGGAACGCCAUUGCUCGGAAUGUUUGUAAAUAGUAUGACUGCUGUACUUAAAAGUACUUGCGUUUUGGUGUACUCGAUCCAGUUGCAUAGUUCAGUGACUUCGGUCUGAUAGAAAUUCAUAUUUCUUUUAGCAUUUUAUUUCUGGAUAGAAAAUCACUUUUUGUCGAUUUUGCAUCUUUAACCUGAGUGUAAAAACACACGCUGAGAGAAGUUUCACUGGGAAUAGCCGAUUCCUUGGUUUAUAAUUAGCUUUGAUUUUCUGUUGUACCUGAAGUGCCAAUAUCGCAAUAAAUCCUACGUUUGA